AUGGCUACCCCUAGUGUCCUCGCUUUUGACGCUGAGGGUCGAGCCAUUGACUUUGACGUCUCGGUAGAUGACCUGCAGCUGUUCUUACAGUGCGAUAGGGCAGACGGUCUCUCUCUCUUUGACCUCACCUCUGGCGCCUCUCCUUCCCCUGCUGCUGAUGCUGACGCCACUGUUCGCUCCCAGUGGGCCACGCGCGACGCUGCUGCACGUCUUGCUGUGCGUCGCCACCUCCCUACCUCUGAGCGGGCGCACUUUAGUCAGUACAAGAGUGCUCAGACCUUGUACGACGCUGUAGUUGCGCGCUACUCCUCCCAUGCCACUGCUGCACUGUGCCGUCUCAUGCUACCGUACCUCUUCCCUGACCUUGCUGCCUUUCCUACUGUCGCUGACCUCAUUACGCACCUCCGCACUAGUGACACUCGCUAUCGUGCUGCGCUUCCUGCUGACUUCUGCGCCAAGAACCCCCCCCCCCAUAAGUCCCUUCUAGCGGCCGAGAAGAGCAUAGUCGCUGUAGGGGCCUCUCGUGGUGACCCGCGCACCCCCAUCUUUGAGGGGUGCUCCCCCUCCCCCCUUCUUCCCUCUGUUGCCUCUGCUGCUACGGCCGACCUCCUUGGUCUUGAGUCGGUCGAUGCGGCGUCCGCCCCUAGUGGGAGACGCCGCUCUGGCAAGGGCAAAGGGGGCAAGGGCGUUGAAGGAGCGAGCGGGAGCGGUGGAGGUGGAGGCGGCGGGGGGAGUGGGGGUGGCGGUGGGAGUGGAGGUGGGGGAGGAGGUGUCGGUGGCGGCAGUGGAGGCGGAGGCGGCAGCGGCAGUGGUGGUGGGAGCGGAGGUGGCAGAGGUGGUGGCGGUGGAGGCGGCGGCGGAGGCGGCAGUGGUAGCGGAGGCGGCGGAGGCGGCGUAGGUGGCGGGGGUGGCGGUGGAGCUGGUCGCGGGUCUACGCAAAGGAGUGGUUCCGGUGGUGGCCAGCGCCAGCAGCAGCAGCGCGGUCGUGAGACCCUGUCCCCUCAGCAGCUCCGUGAGUGGUAUACUGCACGCCAGCGGGGUGGGGGUUUUGGUCCGUGCACCUACGUCCUGCGCACCGGCGACCGUGCGGGUGAGCAGUGUGGGGGUGCGCACCCCACCCAGCGCUGCUUUGGCCGCCUGACGGACGCGUGGCGUCGUCAGUUCCCGGAGGCCACAGAGAUCCCUCGCUGGGGCGAGCUGUCUAGGGCGGGAAUUGCUAUCUAUGAUCUUGAUUUUGAUGCUAUUCUUUCUGCCAAAUAUGCUGUGUCUAUUAGUGAUGAGGGUGACUGUUACCGGUGUUUCCCGCCCGAUCCGGGCAUUGGGACUGCUGCUCUAGGUACUAAUGAGGCUGCUGCCCUAGGUGCCUGUGACGUUGCUGCUCUAGGUGCUAGUGCGUCUGAGUCCUCAAGUACUGGUGAGUCUGCGCUCUCAGGUACUGCGUCGGCUUCGGCCUCCCUCACCUUCACCCUUGACUUUGGAGCUUCUCGCUCCUUCUUUCGGGACCGCACCACACUCACGCCGCUUCGUCGGCCGGUUGCGGUGUCUCUGGCUGACCCCUCUGGGGGUCCAUUCCUGUCUCACUUCUCCACAUUCCUUCCGUGUCCGGCGGCUCCCUCUGGCACCCUGUCUGGUCUCUACCUCCCCUCGUUCUCUACGAACCUGGUGAGUGGUGCUGACCUACAGGAUGGGGGAGUACACCAGUUCACUCUUGCGCGUCAGCGGGUGACGCACUGCACAGAGGCUAGCACAAGCCGACACCUGGCUACGUUUACCCGUCAGCCAGGGUCGAGCCUGUACACUCUGACCACUGCGUCUCCUCCAGUAGCUGCGUCUGGUAGGGUAGCUGCGUUCGGUCAGGUGAUUGCUGCAGCGUCCAAGUCUGGUCCUGAGUCUGCCCCCUGUUCGUGUCGUCUCCUGUCUCACGAGACUCUCCACUGGCACCACCGUCUUGGUCACCCCUCUCUGCUUCAGCUCAGAGGCAUGGCCUCCUGUCUUCUUGUUUCUGGUCUCCCCCGGUCCCUUCCUCCCCUUCCUCAGGGCCCUGGCCCUACCUGUGUCCCCUGUGUCGAGGGGCGCCUUCGGGCUGCCCCUCACUCCUCCCAGUUUCCUCCGACAGAGGCUCCGUUGCAGACGCUUCACAUGGACGUGUGGGGCCCUGCCCGCGUCCGUGGACUCGGUCACGAGCGCUACUUCCUGUUGGUGGUUGACGACUACUCGCGUUACACCACAGUCUUCCCCUUGCGCAGCAAGGGUGAUGUCACUAAGGUGCUGAUCGACUGGAUCCGCGCAGCUCGUCUCCAGCUCAGGCAGAGCUUUGGCUCGGACUUUCCUGUUCUGCGUCUACACUCGGACAGAGGCGGAGAGUUUUCCUCUGGCCUUCUGCGAGCCUAUUGUCACGCACGAGGCAUCCGUCAGACCUUCACGCUUCCGGACUCCCCGCAGCAAAAUGGGAUUGCUGAGCGCCGCAUUGGCAUGGUCAUGGACGUCGCUCGUACGUCUAUGAUGCAUGCGGCUGCUCCCCAUUUUCUGUGGCCGUUUGCGGUGAGGUACGCGGCGCAUCAGAUCAACCUACACCCCAGGGUCUCCAAGCCGGAGACCUCCCCAGCCUUGCUGUGGACGGGGAAGGUUGGCGAUGCGUCGGCGUUCCGAGUCUGGGGAUCUCGGGCGUUUGUCCGCGACUUGUCUGCGGACAAGAUAUCCCCUCGUGCUCCUCCUUGCGUCUUCGUGGGGUUCCCCCCUGACGCGCCUGGGUGGCAGUUUGACCACCCCACCUCUCGCCGUGUUAUGUCCUCCCAGGACGUCACGUUUGACGAGUCGGUCCCCUACUACCGCCUCUUCCCCUACCGCACUCUGUCCCUCCCCCCCCCCCGCUCUUCCUUUUACCAGGUAGACGCAGUCGAGCCUGUCGAGGUUACUGGUGACUCUGGUGCUGCUAGGGGUGCUGAGCCUAGGGGUGCUAAGACUGGGGUUGCUACGCCUGGGGGUGCUGAGACUGGGGGUGCUGGGCCUGGGGGUACUGCGACUGGGGGUGCUGAGCCUGGGGGUGCUGAGCCUGGGGGUGCUAAGCCUGGGGGUGCUGUGCCUGGGGGUGCGACGCCUGGGGGUGCUGUGCCUGGGAGUGAUCUAGUUGGGGGUGCUGAGCCUGGGGGUGCUGAGCUUGGAGGUGCUACGCCUGGAGGUUCUCCGGUUGCUUCGCCUCUGCGGGAGCCACUCUCUCUACAGGAGCUGCGCGAGUGGUUUGCCCGGCGCACGAGCCGUGCUGCUAGUGCUGGAGGUUCUUCGGCUACUGAGGGUGCUACUGUCGCUGGUCUCGGAGGUGCUCGUACUGGGAGUACUGGAGCUGCUGGGCCUGAGGGUUCGACUGGAGCUGGUGCUGCUGAGGGUGUUGGUGCUGAGACUACCGCUGGCGGUCCUACUGGGGGUACUUCUGGUGCUACUGGAUGUUCUGGAGCUACUAGAGGUGCUGCUGGAGCAGGUGCUCCUGCUGGGGGUACUGGUGCUGUCCCUGCUGUGUCUGGCGUCGCCACGCGGCCUCGACCGUACUUCCUUCCACUCCUGCAGCAGGUUCUUGGUCUUCCACCUUCUACUGGUCCUCCUCCUCCCUUAGAGUAUCCACAGCCUUUCCCGUCACAGUUACAGUUGCAGCCUACCUCCCCUUUGCCUGCUCCUUCUCCCUACACUGGUCCUACUGGAGGUCUUGCUAAGCGUCGUGAGCCUGCGUCUCGCCCUAUGUCGCCUGUCCGUGCUGCUCGCGCUAGUAGUUGUGGUUCGCGUGAGCGUCCUCCUCCUGUCCCUGGCACGCACCGGAUGUCUCUGCGUCCGUCCACAGCUCCUCAGCGUGCCCCUUUGCCUUCUCCUCCUGAGUCCUCUCUUCCUGCUCUUGCCGACCCGGAGUCGGACUCUCUUCGUGCUGCCAGUCCUACUGUCACGCGUCUCCUAGCUACUGACGUCACUGACCCUUCUUUCGAGUCCACUGCUGCGUCUGCCCUAGGUGCUGAGCUUGACGACUUUGCUGCUCGCUGUCGCCUAGACUACGCUGCUAGUCUUGUAGCUGAGUCUGAGUCUGUCUGUCCUCCGUCCGUCGGGGGUGAGUGUGCCCUUGGCACGGACGUCCUUGAGGACAGGCAGGAGGAGUUCCAGUGUCUGGCAGCUGCUUCACCUCAUCUCGUGUCCGUACUACUUACCCCUGAGGGAGACCCGGAUGCACUUGACAUCCCGACUCCGCGCUCCUACGCGGAGGCGAUAGAGGGUCCCUACUCCUCUGAGUGGCAGGCAGCUAUGGAUGCAGAGAUGGCUUCCUGGAAGUCCACAGGUACCUACGUUGACGAGGUUCCCUUGUCUGGGGCGAACAUCGUCAGUGGCAUGUGGAUCUUCAGAGUGAAGCGGCCGCCGGGUUCUCCGCCUAUCUUCAAGGCACGUUACGUGGCUCGUGGCUUCAGACAGCGGCAGGAAGUUGACUACUUUCAGACCUUCUCUCCCACCCCGAAGAUGACCACUCUUCGGGUACUGCUGCACGUUGCUGCUCACCGUGACUACGAGCCGCACUCUCUCGACUUUAGCACAGCUUUCUUGCAGGGCAGCCUGCACGAGGAGAUCUGGCUGCGCCGCCCACCUGGCUUCACUGGGUCGUUCCCUCCUGGUACCUAG
Messenger RNA from Closterium sp. NIES-65, 4647 nucleotides. Lineage: Eukaryota; Viridiplantae; Streptophyta; Zygnematophyceae; Desmidiales; Closteriaceae. The record is from the annotation of a GenBank genome assembly.